AGUGGCGCGGUGGUCAUGGGUGGGGCAGGGCGGGUUGGGCGGGGAGCGCGGUGUUCGGGGGCGGCCGUCGUCGUCUGUGGGACCCCGCUGUCUGCUUCGUUGCCGCCUCGCCCCUCCUGGCUGCUGAAGGAACGGCAGGAGCGGGAGUUGGUCUUAUCCAUAGCCGCCGAUGGAGGCAGCGGGUGGUUGCGGUGAGCUCUGUGCAAGAGCACGGCCCGCUCCCCAGGCACAGCCGCAGGAGGUGGAGCCCCGCGCCGCACGCAGACGCCAGGCACAGGCCCAGCACCGCGCAGUGCUGGCCGGACUCUUCAGCAGCCUGCAAGAGACCGUGCUAUCCCAGUCAGACAGCCCGGCCUCCAAGGUGCGGGGCGAUGACUGCCUUUCUCCUAUCUGUCGCUGUCGUAAAAUGGCUUGAGGAAGGGAUCUCAAAGAUCACUUAUUUUCACCCCCCUGCUGUGGGCAGAGCUGCCACCCCUUGGGUUAGGCUGCCCGCGGCCCCGUCCGACCAGCCCUUGGGCGCCUUUAGGGACGGGGCACACGUGGGAAGGGCACGUGUCAUAGACAUGUGCUUCGGUUUAUCUGUUGGGAUCCCAAAGAAUGCCAGCAUGUACAUAAUUUCAGUCUGGGCAGAUUUCCUGGAUUCUUUCUACUUUGCAGCUGCCAGCUCAUCAUGAGCAACUUGCUCAGUAGUCUCUGUGUCAUGGGUUUAUCAUGUGGCUUGCCUGUGCUUUUCUUACGGAAUUUUUGUAGUUUCUUCUUAGCUGUGUUUUGGAUGUAAGUCAAGGGAUCCUAUGAUUUAAUGACCUUGAUUUCACAGUGUUUUGGUAGGAAAUUGGGAGGAGUGAGGUUAGGGACAGAUCAAGUUAGAAGGAAAGCACUAAUUCAUUCAACAUAUAAGGUACAUUCUGUAUCCAAUACACUGAGAGAAUAAGAUGGGGAGGGAACUCUCGCUCCUACUGUCCUCUACUAAAAUAAGAAACUACUUCUCUUAAAAAAAGAAGAAAUAAACAAAAGCACUACUAAAAAGUUGCAUAGUAUCCUGCUGAAGGUAAGGGAGGGAAUGACUAUCAGGAGUUUUCAGCUCUGCCACCAACUCAUUUAGAUUGGUCACUUUCAGUUUUCCAGAGAGGAUAGUGGCUCUACAGGAUCAUACUUGUAAAGUGCCUUAAGAUUCUAAGCAUGCAAAAUGCUGCUGUCUGGGGCUGAGGCCCUUACCCCCCAUGAAGUUUGAGGUAAGAGUUCAGUUUGCUAUACUCUGAAGGAGAUGCAAGUUAAGCUGAAGUCACCACAAACUCAGAACUAAGGCUAAACAGAUGCUUGUUUUGUCUCAUCUGACUGGACUGUCUUAAUGUACCAGUUCUUUGAACUACUCUUUGAUAGUAUCAUGUGCCCAAGACAUGACUUUGGAGGUAAGGUCCUAACUGCAAAAGUUUACUCCUAAUUCCAGUGCUUAGUGCCUUGCUAAAGUAUCUGGUGUGAAAGCUCUGCCAGAGAGACGUCCUGUCUGAGUUGCCUGGGUGGUCCCACUGAUCCUACAAAUCUAGGAGCAAUUUUAAAUGGGUGUGUUGAAAGGUAUUGGCUAUCUGUUCUUCGUUAUGCUGCAAUGAAGGAAUGAUCUACAGUGCUCAAGUUAUUUCGGCUGCCAGCAGUGCAGCUGGAGUAGAACGUGGCAAGAGCUUCUCCUAGCAAAAUUCUCAGGAGAGUUGAAUUAUAAAGUCUUACACCUAAAGCUGGUAGACGUCCAAGAGGACAUGCUACAGCAUGGUGUUUCUGGACGUGCUCCAAGAAGAUAAUGAUCCAAACAAGAACAGUUGCUGGUAAAAGAUGUGACUUAAGUAGCAAAUGGCUGUGUGACUAGGCAUUAUGUACAUGUACUGUAUAACAUAUUUAUAUUGUAGAAUAUUUAUCUUCUGAAUUUAACUUUGCUCUUAGUUCUUUCUCCUCUUCAUAAGGCUACAGGUAGCUGGUGAAACAUCACAGUCAUUUUCUCAGACACAUGAAGAUAACAGGGUCAAAAUGAAGGAAAAAAACUGAAGAAAGCAACUAAGUCUUGUUGAAACAUGAAUUCAGUCAGAGCAGAGAGCAAUCAGUUCUGUUUUCUUUUUGUGUUUAGUAUCAGGUUUUGCGUAAGGCUAAGAAAUAUAUCCAGGAGCUGGAGCAAACCUUGAGUUCUUUGCUGAAGAUGAAAGAGUCGUUCAGCCUGGAGGAUGGGAACCCGUCCAGCCUGGAGGAAGUCAGGGAAGAAUAUGUCAAGAGGCACUUCAGCAAUCACAGCACUGCGUCGCCCUCGGAAGCUGUGAGUGAGAGUGAUUCUGCUGUCUGGUAUUUGAUGCAAGAAUGUGAAAACCAAACAAUGGAAGAGGACGGAAAGCCAGGAUUUAUCCAGUACCCAGACACUUCAUCCCCAGAUCUGGUGGAAUUUGAACGGUACCUGUAUUUUUAUAAGCACACAGUAGACCUACUGAGAGAGCAUGGAAUUGUUUCCGCUGAGGAGGUACCUCUUCCUGUGGUCUCCACGGCUAUUUCACACCUCUGGCAAGAGCUUUCUGAAGAAAGAAGAGACAGCAUCUUGCAGUACUGUAGCCAGAGAGAUUUCCACCUGGGUCCUACGGAUGCUUGCCAAGAGCCUGCGUGCGCUGAUGGCGAUGUGAGGGACAGUGGAGGUAACAGUGAGGAAGCCAGUGGUUCCUUGGUCUCCACACCAGAGGAAGUAAUGUUUGAAGACGCGUUUGAUGUUGCUGCUGGUUUCCUUGAAACAAAUGAGACACAGGGAUUGUCUAGCCAGAGUUCUUCAUUUACAAGCGGCAUUUCUGAAAAUUCAGAGGAUGACCACAGACUCUAUCUGCAGAUCACUGACUUCCUAAAAAGCCUUUUCUUUGCUAAUACACACUUCUGCCAGGAAGAAGAUCUUCAGUUUGAUUAUGAGACUGUAAUGCUGAGGUGCACGGAGACCUUUGAUGAUGAAGAUUUAUAAGUAGUAUUCCUGUUUGCCAAUGUUUUGCCAAGCAUCACUGGAUACAGCAGGCAUGUGAAGAGAUUGUGCCUCUUUCAGAGGAACACCUCUCCAAUCAGAAUGGGGAAACACUGUGUUGUGGUUUGUUAUUGUUGACUUCCCUUUCCUCAUCAGUGCUUCGUAACUUACCAGUUGAGUAAUUUAUACUUUUAAACGUUUCAGGUUUAAAAUAUUUAUAAAACCUAAAGGAAGAAAUAUUUUUCUCUCUGACUUUUUAAUGCUUAACCUCAUUUCACAAAUACACUGAAGCAAUUCAGUGACCUUGCCUAAUGUGAGCUGUGGAAGAGAUGCAGAGAGGACAUGGCAACCUACGCACUCCAGACUGCUACCUGCAAAACUCACAGUGUGCCUCCCAGCAUCCUGGCAGUGACUGCUUUCCUCUACAAUUCUUUAGCCUGGGCUGGAAACAACAGAGGAAUUUCUUCACAGAGAGUGACAUGAGGCUCUUCCAUAUCUGUGAGGACAACUGUAGUGGCCACCCACUCCCAAAUCACUCAGAGAGAUGCAAAUACAAUCACAAACUCUGGAUUAUUUCUGUAAAGUGUGUAAAGUCGAAAGAGAACAAAGCCCCCUGUGCUGUUCUGCUGCAUCUUGUUCUUUGAUGAGUAGUACUGCUCAGAUGGUGUCUUGAAAUUAAAAAUGCAUUGAAGUUAAAACAGAUCAUUCACAUCUCUGAGCUGUCAUUAGCGGCUUUCUGCUGACUUGGCCAGUGUUCCAGCAGUGGCUAUAUUGAGGUCUCCCUCCUCCUACUUCCCCUCUCAUUUUAAAGUACCAUGCAUAUAUUGCUCUGGAGGGCCUGGGUUUUGGGACACGUGCUAGUUGAAAUAUGUACAGGUUUUUCAGGGGGUCUGAGGUCAGAUCAUUCUUUCCCAAGGGAAAGAAUACAAGAGACAAACGUGCAAAUGUUUGCAUGAAAUAUCCUGCGUGCCCUUCCUUACCAUUCUGUAGUUUGGUAGGAAAAUGUGUUAGUUUUUCUCAGUGUGGAAUAUACUUUGUUUACAGCUUAAAGCGUCCCUUUCAGAUUUUACAGCUUGCUGCCAUCUCCAGUUCCAUUUGCCACAUGAUAUUUGGUCAGUUUUGUUACAAAAACAAGCCUUUCACUUUUCCACCUCAGUUACUGCAUCAGUUGAGGUCAUACUUGGCAAACAUGUAGGAGAACCAUGUGAGUAGAUAACACUGAAGGAUUAACAACCUUAUUUUUAUUAGCUCUCAAUCCCCAUGCUUUGAAGACCAAUCCAGGACAGAAUUAAACAGCAGAAAUAUUGCAUUUUCAAUCGACUUUCAGCCUGUCAUGU
Molecule: messenger RNA, 4308 nt
Organism: Phasianus colchicus (ring-necked pheasant)
Lineage: Eukaryota; Metazoa; Chordata; Aves; Galliformes; Phasianidae
Source: RefSeq, a predicted model, not a curated record